AUGGACGACCCCUUACUACAACUGGCGGGCCUACCAGGAAUGAGGUCUCUCGGAAACGGUCCACUCCCUGACGACGGAGUUGAUCGCACACCAACCCAAAGAUAUCUUUACAACACCAGGGCAUCGUAUGACAGUAAAGGAUGGUCGAAAGAUUUCUUAUCCACUGACGGUCGAGUAAGAUACUUGGAACGCAGCAAUUUAGCCCCGUUUUCGACAAAUAGAAAUACCUUCCUUGGUUUGCCUUGCGAUCACAAGGAUGAUUGUAAUAUUGGUUAUAAUCAUUGGACCAGCCCAUCAGCUACAAGAUUUAUUCCCUGUGGACAAAUGGUACCAUACUAUCUCAACGGCCAUGGUUGUUGUCCAAAUUGGCUUCUCAGGGGUCUUAUGCUUCUACCUUUGCCAAUUAGAGAAAUUAUCUACGAGCAAAUCGUUCAUUAUGAGGAUCUCCUUAGUUGGGUUUCCACGAAUGAUGAAUCGACACAGACAGUAAAGACUAAGGAAACAGACUCCAGUUUCGUCUUUAAGCAGUAUUAUGGGGUUCCUAAACUCGAAGAUAAGAUUAAGAUAACCACGUGCCAUGCAAUGGGAGAGUUUUGUUGGAUAAGAGGGUUCGCGGAAGCGUUGCGAAGACGAGAAAACGACGGUAGCCAAGAGGCGAAAGAGGUUUUGAUCGACUUUCUUGGAUUCCUUAUCCCACGUGUGUUGUGGUCUAUGAAAUGCUGCAACCAGCGAUGGAAGAGUGAUCUUAAUGUUCCUAUCAUUGAGGUGUGUAAUUAA
Molecule: messenger RNA, 777 nt
Organism: Botrytis byssoidea
Lineage: Eukaryota; Fungi; Ascomycota; Leotiomycetes; Helotiales; Sclerotiniaceae
Exons: 2
Coding region: 1-777 (258 amino acids)
Source: RefSeq, a predicted model, not a curated record